Messenger RNA from Rosa rugosa (rugosa rose), 1136 nucleotides. RefSeq names its product peptidyl-prolyl cis-trans isomerase CYP28, chloroplastic. Gene Ontology annotation, molecular function: peptidyl-prolyl cis-trans isomerase activity. The transcript has 2 exons. Gene Ontology annotation, cellular component: chloroplast. Gene Ontology annotation, biological process: protein peptidyl-prolyl isomerization. The record is from RefSeq and is a predicted model, not a curated record. Bases 47 to 940 code for a protein of 297 amino acids. Lineage: Eukaryota; Viridiplantae; Streptophyta; Magnoliopsida; Rosales; Rosaceae.
UAUCCCCAAAAAUCCCAAAGAUGCAAACUUGAACCCAGAAAUCAACAUGGGUUACUCUGUAAUCACACCACCACCCACUCCUCCACCUCUUCUCCACCCGAACCCGAAUCCGAAUCCGAAGCCCAAACCCAAUGCCCUCUCCCUGACCCGACGCUCCCUCCUCCUCUCCUCCACCUCCCUCUCCCUCACCACCCUCCCCUCCUCCGCCGCCGCCUCCCCUCCGCCGCCCGACACCACCAUCACCGACCGCGUCUUCAUGGACUUCAGCCUCUGCCCCACCUACUUCCGCUGGUCCUCCGAGCAACCCGUCCUCUGCCCCGACCCGGUCCCUCUGGGCCGGGUCGUCCUGGGCCUCUACGGCCACCACGUCCCCAUCACCGUCGCGAACUUCAAGGCCAUGGUCACCUCCGCCGCCUACAAGGGCACAACCGUCCAUAAACUCUUCCCGGGUCAAUUCUUCCUCGCGGGUCACCAGGGCGAUAAACCCGGCGACGUCCGGCGGCCCAUUGGCCUCGUCGCCCCGAACACCGAGACCGUCGAUUCCAGGGCGUUUGAGUUGACUCACUCCCGGCCAGGGCUUCUCUCCCUUAGUCUAUCGGAGAACGACGACGACGACGAGAUCAAGCUCGACCCGGAUUACCGAAACGUUGAGUUCUCCAUCACUACUGGACCCGGCCCAUGUCCUCAGCUCGAUUACAAGAACAUUGUCUUCGGCUCAGUACUCGAAGGUUUGGAUGUUGUGACAGCUAUAGCAGCUAUACCGACGUACAGGCCAUCGGAGAGAAUACAGCAGUUCAACGAUUUUGCAACGUUUAUCGGAGAUGAUAGAGCAAUGCAGGCUCGGGCGCUGUGGAAUAAACCUCUCAAAACUGUGUAUAUCAGUGACUGUGGUGAGCUCAAAGUUGCAAAGCCUUCCCUUUCUCCUCCUAGUCUUCCUUAACACUUGAAAACAGCCGUGUACAUUCAACAUUGCAUAUAAUGUAAAUGUUCGUUAUUGUUAUUAGUGCUCACUGCAUCACUGAUCAAUGAUCACUGUGUUUUAUAAGAGGCUUCUUGAAUAUUGGAGACUGUAGAUCUUGUUUCGGAUAUGAAGAUUUUGUUAUAAACACAGUUCAAGUUGUUUAACAUGCUUUAUA